Messenger RNA from Drosophila ananassae, 1969 nucleotides. Its product is annotated as UDP-glucosyltransferase 2. The coding region runs from base 63 to 1655 and encodes 530 amino acids. The transcript has 2 exons. NCBI's taxonomy places the organism in Eukaryota, Metazoa, Arthropoda, Insecta, Diptera, Drosophilidae. The record is from RefSeq and is a predicted model, not a curated record. Gene Ontology annotation, molecular function: UDP-glycosyltransferase activity.
UAGAACUUUUUGUAGCUAUUGAGCUAGUUGUUUUCGGGAAGUUGAAUCGAAAAGUUGCCAAUAUGGUUAGAUUUUCGGUAAAAGUGUUGCUCGCUGUGGUCCUCUUACAAUUUCUAGGAUCUGCGGAAAGUGCUAAUAUCCUGGGAAUCUUUACCGUGCCACAACCAUCACAUGUUAUUGUGCACAUGUCCCUGGCAAAGGUCCUGGCGGAAAGGGGACACAACUUGACGAUCAUAACGUCCAUUGAACCUCCGGUUAAGCACAAGAAUUUUAACAUCAUCCGAGUGCCACACUCCAAGGACGAAGAACGAGACCUCAACGAGGCACUAGUCAACAUGGCCAAAAUAGACGGCGGAGUGCUGUCCCAGCUCAUUAACAUGCCAAAGUUUUUGGAUGUCAAUUUACGGAUAAUGACGAGCGCUUUGCGAGAUCCGCGAGUCGUAGACCUUUAUGAGAACAAGGACAACCAUUUCGACCUAGUCAUUGCAGGAUACUUCAUGAACAACUUCCAGCUGGGUCUGGCCCAAAAACUGAAAGUUCCUGUAAUUCUGUCCUUCUCCCAGCAACCUGUGGAGUUCAUGGCCACAAUGGUGGGCAAUCCUAGAUCCCUGUCGCAUGUUCCUGGAAUGUUGACUGCAGUGGAAAAAGGCCAAGUUAUGACGUUUUUUCAAAGAUUCCACACGCAAGCCAUCAGCUGGCUACAAAGGAUUUGGCUGGCGCAGUACGACUAUAACAAUGGCAAAAUCUAUAGAUCUCUGUAUGGGAAUGAUCCUUUAAUGGCCGCCUACGAGGAUCUUUCAAAAAACAUAACACUGAUGUUUUUCAACUCGCAUGCCUUAAGUGAGGGACCAAUUAGACCUAAUGUUCCAGCUGCCAUUGAGAUUGGUGGCAUUCAAAUCAAAAAUAAGCCAGAUCCUCUCCCUCCUAAUAUGGCAGAAUUUCUGGGAAAUGCUACUGAAGGUGCUAUUCUCCUAAGUCUCGGUUCCAACUUAAAGGGAUCUCAUCUCACUCCAGAUAUGGUACAGAUUAUGUUCAGAGUGCUUUCUAACCUUCCACAGCGAGUGAUUUGGAAGUGGGACGAUCUGAAGAACACUCCAGGAACAGCGGAGAAUAUUCUGUACUCCAAGUGGCUGCCACAAGACGAUAUUCUAGCUCAUCCGAGUAUAAAACUUUUUAUAACUCAUGCCGGGAAGGGAGGUACUGCCGAAUCCCAAUAUCACGGAAAACCAAUGCUGGCUAUUCCCUUUUUUGGCGACCAGCCUGGCAAUGCCGGAACUUUGGUGAAAGCCGGAUACGGACUUAGUAUAUCUUCCUUGGAGUUGAAUGAAGAGAAGUUCCGAAGCAACAUCGUUAGGAUUCUGGAAGAUCCAUCUUUUACCAACAAUGUAAAGGCCUUUUCCGACCUCUACCGUGACAGACCGCUCACGGCUCAAGAAACCGUGAUAUAUUGGACUGAAUACGUCCUGCGACACCACGGAGCUUCUCAUCUACAGAGUCCUGUGGUUCACAUGUGCUUUAUAGCUGCCCACAAUAUAGAUAUCUACUUUAGUUUAAUACUUAUCAUUGCAAUUAUUAUAAUAUUCACUAAAUUAAUUUUCAAACUUUGCAAAACCAAAAUUAGUAAUGCUAAGAACCCAAAAAUCAAAAAGAAUUAGACUGAGUUCAUAACCCAUUUUCUUAAAAAUUAUUAUUUAAAAAUCACAAUGACUAUGCUUUCUGCUGAUAAGCGUGGGAAUUUCGUAACAAAUUUCUAUUCAAGUGAUAAGAACAUAAGUAAAAAACUGAUAAGACCUAUCAGAAGAAAUCGCCAGACGGCUUGUGGGGAAAUCUACGUAACAUAUAGAGUUUGUCCAGCAGCAGCUGUCUUGAUAAGAACAUUUUAAAACCAACAUUAAGUAAUAUAAAAAGUGUAUGCCUUAAUAAUGACAAAUAAAAUGACAAACUAGUAAAUUGUUAUAGUCAAAUAAAA